AUGGACUUUCAACCCGUUGUCGGGGCUGGUUUCAAACCUCCUUCAGACCACCAGAGGGGGAAUUUAGUCUACGUUAGCUCACAAUCCCUCGCCUGGGCAGGAACACUACACAAACUAAGUCAUCUUAUUCUGUGUGUGUGUGUAUGUGUGUGUGUUUUUUUAAAGUCAGAGCUUGGCAAGCCAAGGACCAGAGGCCUCCUUCUGCCUGAGCCAAGUUUUGUGUAUGGUUUCUAUUACGACCGCAGCGAUGGUGGCGUGCCUGAAGCCAUUGGCCACUGGCGAACAGUGGAACGCAAAGUUGCAGACGGUCAGCUGAAAGUCAAGAGGGAUUUUCAGGCAAUGAAUAAAGCAGCGAUCAAAGCUGGGUUGGUCACUGCAGAUGAGCAUUACCAAUUCAGGGUAACGCACGACAUCGGAGUAAGCCUGGAUCAGAAAGUGAAGAAUGAACUCACUCUUCCCGACAUAGCCUUCGGAAAGCCACCACGGCCUUCGACCCCCAUGUUUGACCUCCUGGAACACAAGUACCAGCAGAAGUGGCUGGAGGAACAGAGGUUGGCCGACAAGGCUAAGAAGAAGAAAAAGUUGCGGGAGGUUAAAAUAGGAAAGAUUUACGAAACCCGGAGCUCGAUAUUACGCAAACAUGUGACGAAGGUGGAAGAACCGCCAAUCCGUCCCCCACCGCACCUACGCAAAAUUCAGUCUCACCUGGACACGUUCAGGACACCCGAGGCACGACACGCGGCUUUCAAAGCUCACUGGCUAGAGUCUGCAGCGAGGAAGGGUAUCUAUGGAAACGGCAUCUACGAGUAUGAUUAAAUUAACUCUUAAAAAUGUCCAGAAAACAGAAGUUUGAACCAGUUAAAGUGAAUUCAUUUUGUAACGUUUGCCGGACAAAUAAUUG
This is a messenger RNA of Callorhinchus milii (elephant shark), 901 nucleotides long. It is a transcript of the gene cfap77, whose product is annotated as cilia and flagella associated protein 77. The transcript is spliced from 5 exons. The record is from RefSeq and is a predicted model, not a curated record. Lineage: Eukaryota; Metazoa; Chordata; Chondrichthyes; Chimaeriformes; Callorhinchidae. Bases 1 to 816 code for a protein of 271 amino acids.